AUGAAGAGCAUUACACCGCCGACAUUGGUACAUCAUCAUCAUCCUGUUGGUCGUGAAAACCACCAGCCUCUGACCUUUGCUAAGGCUGUAAAGGAAGUCAGCUUCGGUCACGACCCUUCAGCUGUCGCUUCUCGUCUACUGACAGAACUCUCUUUGACGGAGCGUUUACAUCUACUGGAUGGGGAUGUACCAUUCUGGGAGGGCCUACGAGGAAUACUCUGCGAUCGAUAUAAUCGCAAGCCAUUCGUCAUGGGUGCGAUUCCUCGCCUCAACAUACCGGGAAUCAAGUUCACGGAUGGACCCAGGGGCGUCGUCAUGGGCUCGUCAACUGCAUUUCCAAUCUCCAUGGCACGCGGCGCCACCUGGGACAUUGAACUUGAACGCCGUGUUGGUAACGCCAUUGGACUGGAAGCCAAGGCACAGGGCGCCAAUUACUUCGCUGGCGUGUGCAUCAAUCUUCCACGUCACCCAGCGUGGGGCCGCAUCCAAGAAACAUAUGGAGAAGACCCAUUUCUGUUGGGCGAGUUUGGAGUUGCACUUACUCAGGGCGUUCAAAAUCAUGUUAUGGCAUGUGUUAAACACUUUGCCCUGAAUUCCAUGGAGAAUGCACGAUUUAGAGUUGAUGUGGAGGUCGAAGAGGACGUUCUUCAUGAAGUCUACCUUGCCCACUUCAGAAGGGUUGUUGAAGCUGGCGUGGCUUCAGUGAUGUCUUCUUAUAACUCGGUCAACGGAGAAUGGGCAGGGCAAAGCAAAGCUCUCCUGACAAAUAUCCUUCGAGAACAGUGGGAAUUCACCGGGUUUGUUAUGUCGGAUUUUAUUUUUGGCUUACGAGACGCCGCGCUUUCGGUCAAAAAUGGUCUCGAUAUUGAAGCGCCUUUCGCGCAGCAACGAGCAAUGCACCUGGAGAAUUCCCUCCGUAGCGGCGAACUAUCCUGGAUCGAUGUCAACAAAUCAGCGACGAGGAUUCUGAGAACACAGCUCAAGUUUGCCUCUCGAUUUCUCUCAGAGACACCUGAUGCGUCCGUCGUCUUUUGUAAAGAACAUCGGCAACUCGCCAGAGAGGUCGCUGAACGGUCAAUCGUCCUCCUCAAGAAUAACAAAAUCAAUAGCACGCCUCUCCUUCCGCUCAAAGAAGCAGAUGUAACUCGUUUGGCCCUUAUUGGUCGCCUGGCAAACAAACCCAAUACCGGGGAUAAGGGCUCUUCGCAGGUGUUUUCACCGACGGUGGUCACCCCUUACCAGGGACUCAAGGACGGGAUUUUUAAUGCAGAGAUCAUGCUUGACGAUGACGACAGCCCUGAUUCUGCUGCAAGAGCAGCCGAGAAAGCAGACGUUGCAGUUGUUGUCGUGGGCUACGACGCCAGCGAUGAGGGCGAGUAUGUGGUGCCUUCUCUCCAGAACGAUCCUCGCUUAUCGGAGCUGUUCCCUCCCACUAAGAACUCCGACCAAAAGGAGAUGCUGUCGAUUGUGCAGGGUAACACAUCUCAGGACAAACAAAGUUCAACUUCGGCACUCGAAGUUGGUGCUGGCGGCGACCGCCUGUCCCUGAGAUUGAGACCUCGAGAUGUUGAAAUCAUCAAUGCAGUGUCGUCUGUGAACUCUAAGACAAUUGUCGUGCUUAUUUGCGCCGGCGCUGUCAUAAUGGAAGAAUGGAAAGACAAAGUCCCCGCCAUAAUGAUCAGCUGGUACACGGGGGCAGAAGGCGGCCAUGCACUCGCAGACGUUUUACUGGGAAGGGUCAAUGUUGGGGGCAGAUUACCAUUCUCUAUCCCACAAGAUGAGAGCCAUCUCCCUGAUCUUGACAUUGAAGCAUCGGCUAUCAAAUACGAUCGUUGGUACGGUCAAAGUCUACUCGACAAGCUUGGAGUUGAUGCCGCGUUUCCACUCGGUUAUGGAUUGUCGUACACCGAAUUCAGGUUUAGUAACCUCGAAUUUGAGCCUAGAAUGGAGUCUACAGGUUGUAAUAGUGUCAAGGUGGCGGUCGAUGUGGAAAAUACGGGACAAAGAUCUGGGCAUCACGUCGCCCAGGUUUAUGGAUAUCCCAACAUGGCUGAGUAUCCACGCCGAGUCCUUCUUGGCUUCGAGAGCGUUUAUUUACGAGCUGGAGAGUUUAAGCGGAUAUUUGCUGAUGCAUCGUUGCGGCCGAUUGAACGAUGGGUUGAUGGCCAGUUUUGCUUGUUGGUUGAUCACUUCCAGAUUGAGGUUGCAGCAUACGCUGGGGAUAAACAUGGAGUUCGCAAAAUGUGUCAACUUUAG
Messenger RNA from Fusarium oxysporum Fo47, 2256 nucleotides. Its product is annotated as glycoside hydrolase superfamily. Gene Ontology annotation, biological process: glucan catabolic process. The coding region runs from base 1 to 2256 and encodes 751 amino acids. The record is from RefSeq and is a predicted model, not a curated record. NCBI's taxonomy places the organism in Eukaryota, Fungi, Ascomycota, Sordariomycetes, Hypocreales, Nectriaceae. Gene Ontology annotation, molecular function: beta-glucosidase activity. The transcript has a single exon.